Molecule: messenger RNA, 414 nt
Organism: Nycticebus coucang (slow loris)
Lineage: Eukaryota; Metazoa; Chordata; Mammalia; Primates; Lorisidae
Product: 60S ribosomal protein L23a-like
Exons: 1
Coding region: 1-414 (137 amino acids)
Biological process (GO): ribosomal large subunit assembly; translation
Cellular component (GO): cytosolic large ribosomal subunit; ribosome
Molecular function (GO): structural constituent of ribosome
Source: RefSeq, a predicted model, not a curated record
AUGGCGCCGAAAGCGAAGAAGGAAGCUCCUGCCCCUCCCAAAGCGGAAGUCAAAGCAAAGGCAUUGAAGGCCAAGAAGGCAGUGCUGAAAGGCAUCCACCAUAAAAAAAAGAAGAUCCGUACAUCACCCACCUUCCGGCGGCCAAAGACUCUGAGACUCCGGGGGCAGCCCAAAUAUCCUCGGAAGAGUGCCCCCAGGAGAAACAAGCUUGACCACUAUGCCAUCAUCAAGUUCCCCCUGACCACGGAGCCUGCCAUGAAGAAGACAGAGGACAACAACACACUUGUGUUCAUUGUGGAUGUCAAAGCCAACAAGCACCAGAUCAAACAGGCUGUGAAGAAGCUUUGUGACAUUGACGUGGCCAAGGUCAACACCCUGGUAAGGCCUGAUGGUAAGAAGAAGGCAUAUGUUUGA